AUGAGGAGGUGGAUAUCGCCUGUAUUGGGUGUUGGAGACGCGCUUAUUUCGCAUAAUUUUGUCUCUGUGAGUUCUCUGACCAAGUUAGCAUUUAAUUCCUACUCAAAUUGCAUUUCUUCCUCGCCACUUUCGCCAACACAACGCCGAUUCCGGUCUUUUCAACGAGAUCGACUAGAGCUAUCAAAGAUUUUGAAGACCAGGCAGCCUGGCUCUUCCGAAGUCAGCUGUACCAUCUUUGACAAGAACGGAGACGUGGUUGCCGUUUCGCAGAGCUUUCCGAAAACCCAAUUUUUGCAUGACAACGGUCUUUUCCCAAGAGACCUGCGAAGAAUUGACAGUUCCAACGUUGAUGUUGCGCCUAUCAUUGCCGCCAGGUCGAACUCGAUUCUCAUCAAUCUGCUUCAUAUCAAGGCGCUGAUCAAAGCGGACUCGGUCUUGGUGUUCGACACGGCCAACUCUGACGCGGCUUCGCAACUCAGUCUUUUCAUGUACGAUCUGGAGGCAAAGCUGAAGGUGAAGACGGUACAUGGAAUCAGUCCGUACAUCCAAUCGUACGAGUUUAGGGCAUUGGAGAGUGUUCUGAUCAAUGUGAUGGCUGUUUUAGAAACCGAGCUCCAGACCCAUCUGAAAGUCUGUACUGGUAUCUUGAACGACCUGGAUACCAACAUCGACAGAGACCGACUGCGAGAGCUGCUGAUCAAGUCCAAGAAGCUGACCACGUUCUACCAGAAGUCGCUUCUUAUCAAGAACGUGAUCGACGAGUUGUUGGACAACGAUGACGAUUUAGAGAGCAUGUAUCUGAGCAAACGAGUCCCGCACCGUCCUGAGCCACGAGAGGACGAAAUCCGCAUAGAGGGGGACAACAAAAACGAAAAAUCAGAUGUCAAACAGGUUACUGAAGAUUUCGACACCGCGGAAAUCGAAAUGCUUCUUGAAUCUUAUUACAAACAGUGUGACGAGAUUGUUCAACAGGCAGAAACACUGAUAAACGAUAUCAAGUCGACGGAAGAGAUUGUCAACAUCAUUCUGGAUGCGAACCGUAACUCAUUGAUGGUGUUUGAGCUGAAAAUCACCAUCUACACAUUGGGAGCCACGGUUGCAACCCUAAUUCCAGCACUCUAUGGAAUGAACCUGAAGAACUACAUGGAGGAUUCAAAUUACGCCUUUGGCACGGUUGUGUUUUUCAGCGUGCUCACAGGAGCAAUCAUGGUGGUCAACUCGUUCCGUCGGCUGAAAUUUGUCCAGAAGAUGAAUAUCACGUCUGCCGAAAAGACCCGCCAAUUGGACGAAAAAAUCCGCCGCAAACUCCCUGUCAAGAAACAUCGUCAGCACCAAAGAAAAUCCAGAGACCAGAAGGACAUGAUCUGGAAAUGGCUCACAGAUGGAAGUCCCAAACCCAAAUAA
Ogataea philodendri is the source of this 1404-nucleotide messenger RNA. RefSeq lists its product as uncharacterized. The record is from RefSeq and is a predicted model, not a curated record. The transcript has a single exon. Gene Ontology annotation, cellular component: mitochondrial inner membrane. Gene Ontology annotation, molecular function: magnesium ion transmembrane transporter activity. Lineage: Eukaryota; Fungi; Ascomycota; Pichiomycetes; Pichiales; Pichiaceae. Gene Ontology annotation, biological process: mitochondrial magnesium ion transmembrane transport. Bases 1 to 1404 code for a protein of 467 amino acids.